Molecule: messenger RNA, 3321 nt
Organism: Penicillium bovifimosum
Lineage: Eukaryota; Fungi; Ascomycota; Eurotiomycetes; Eurotiales; Aspergillaceae
Exons: 5
Coding region: 1-3321 (1106 amino acids)
Biological process (GO): nucleosome organization; regulation of transcription by RNA polymerase II
Cellular component (GO): chromatin; nucleus
Molecular function (GO): ATP-dependent chromatin remodeler activity; histone binding; ATP binding
Source: RefSeq, a predicted model, not a curated record
AUGGCUCCUGCCCUCGCGUCCGAUCCAGUCUCGCAGGCUGAUACACCCAUGACUGAUACAAACGACGACAUGGUGCCUUCGGUGCCCGUCGAUAGUGCCGACGCGCAAGUGACGAGCCAUCAAGACACUCCGGAUUACACGGAUUCCGAUACAAAUCCCAACACCACUGCAAGCAGCGUUGCGGGCGACGCGGCCGAUGGACGUAGGCGCAGAUCUGAGGCCAACAACUUGAGGAAAUCCAUUCUUGGCAAGAAGCAUGGGCGUCUAGAUGACACCAAGGAGGAUGAUUCGAUUCGCCGGUUCCGGUACCUCCUGGGUCUCACUGACCUAUUCCGCCACUUUAUCGAGACCAACCCCAACCCCAGAAUCAAGGAGAUCAUGGCGGAGAUCGACCGCCAAAAUGCGGAAAACGAGGAGAAGGCCCGGAAGGGCUCCAAGCGCAGUGGGGGUGCUGGUGGCGAGCGACGCCGCAGAACCGAACAGGAAGAGGAUGCAGAGCUGCUACAAGAUGAGAAGCAUGGCGGCGAGACUACCACCAUCUUCCGAGAGUCUCCAGCAUUCAUCCAUGGCGAGCUACGUGAUUACCAGGUUGCAGGCCUGAACUGGCUUGUUUCGCUACAUGAGAACGGUAUCUCCGGUAUUCUGGCCGAUGAGAUGGGUCUCGGAAAGACCCUGCAGACGAUCUCAUUCCUGGGCUAUCUUCGUUUUGUCUGUGAUAUCAAUGGACCUCAUCUCGUCGUUGUGCCGAAGUCAACCCUGGACAACUGGAAGAGAGAGUUCGCAAAGUGGAUUCCCGAUGUUGAUGUCCUGGUGCUCCAAGGUAACAAAGAAGAGCGCCAGCAGCUCAUCAACGACCGUUUGGUUACCGAAAAGUUCGACGUUUGCGUCACCAGUUAUGAAAUGAUUCUCCGCGAGAAGUCACACCUGAAGAAGUUCGCCUGGGAAUACAUUAUCAUUGACGAGGCCCAUCGGAUUAAAAACGAAGAAUCCUCUUUGUCGCAAAUUAUCCGUCUCUUUAACUCCCGCAACCGGUUGCUGAUCACUGGUACUCCACUGCAGAACAAUUUGCAUGAACUGUGGGCUUUGCUCAAUUUCCUUUUGCCAGAUGUCUUCGGCGAUUCGGAGGCAUUCGACCAGUGGUUCUCGAACCAGGAGUCGGACCAAGACACUGUGGUACAGCAGCUCCACCGCGUUCUCCGUCCUUUCUUGCUCCGACGUGUCAAGAGUGAUGUCGAGAAGAGCCUGCUUCCGAAGAAGGAACUCAAUCUCUACGUUCCUAUGUCUGAAAUGCAAAGGAGGUGGUACCAGAAGAUUCUGGAGAAGGACAUUGACGCCGUCAAUGGCGCCGCCGGGAAGCGCGAGUCCAAGACGCGACUGCUCAACAUCGUUAUGCAACUGCGGAAAUGUUGCAACCAUCCCUACUUGUUCGAAGGCGCUGAACCGGGUCCCCCGUACACCACCGACGAGCACCUUAUCUUCAACUCUGGCAAGAUGGCCAUUUUGGACAAACUGCUGAAGCGCAUGCGAGCGGAUGGUAGUCGUGUGCUCAUCUUUUCCCAGAUGAGUCGUGUACUCGACAUAUUGGAAGAUUACUGUGUCUUCCGGGACUACAAUUACUGCCGUAUCGAUGGUACCACCGCACACGAGGAGCGUAUUGCUGCCAUUGACGACUACAACAAACCCGGAUCCGACAAGUUUGUUUUCCUUCUCACGACCCGAGCGGGUGGUCUAGGCAUUAACUUGACGACUGCCGAUAUCGUUGUUCUCUUCGACAGCGACUGGAACCCCCAGGCUGACUUGCAGGCCAUGGACCGUGCUCAUCGCAUUGGUCAGACUAAGCAGGUUAAAGUUUUCCGAUUUGUCACGGAGAAUGCCAUUGAGGAGAAGGUUCUCGAGCGUGCAGCCCAAAAACUGCGUUUGGACCAGCUUGUCAUUCAGCAAGGCCGUGCUGGACAACAUGCCGGCAAAUCAUCCUCCAAAGAUGAGUUGCUUGGCAUGAUCCAACACGGUGCUGCUAGCGUCUUCAACCAGAAGGAAGCUGGCAACGCCGCUGAGGCCCUCGAAGAGGAGGACAUUGAUACUAUUUUGCGCAAGGGUGAAACACGAACUGCAGAGCUUAGCAAGAAGUAUGAGGCCCUCGGAAUUGAUGACUUGCAGAAGUUCUCUUCUGAGAGUGCCUAUGAGUGGAAUGGCAAGGAUUUCACCGAGCGCAAAAAAGAUAUCGGUAUCAGCUGGAUCAACCCUGCCAAGCGUGAACGCAAAGAACAGGCAUACUCCAUCGACGGCUACUACCGCCAGGCCUUGGCCACUGGAGGCCGAACUGCCGACACGAAACCCAAGGUCCCGCGUGCUCCGAAACAAAUCACUGUCCAUGACUGGCAGUUCUUCCCACCUGGGCUGCAUGAGCUGCAAGAGAAAGAAACAGCCUAUUUCCACAAGGAAAUUGGGUAUAAGGCUCAAUUGCCCGAAGGUCCCGAAGAUGAGCUCAGCGAGAGAGAGGCUGAGCGGGAUCUUGAGCAACAUAUGAUCGACAAUGCUGUCCCACUUACUGAGGAGGAGCAAGCGGAGAAAGCCCGCAUGUCCGAGGAGGGUUUCGCCACCUGGAAUCGACGUGAUUUCCAGCAAUUUGUCAAUGGAUCUGCAAAGUAUGGUCGUACAGACUACAAGAACAUCGCCAGAGAAGUGGACAGCAAGGAGCCCGACGAGAUCAAGGAAUAUGCCGAAGUGUUCUGGCGCCGUUACACAGAGAUCCAAGACUAUCCCAAGUACCUUCGAGUCAUCGAACAAGGAGAGGAGAAGGUGCGGAAGAUCGACCACCAGCGGAAGAUGCUCCGCAAGAAGCUGGAGAUGUACCGUGUGCCGCUUCAACAGCUCAAGAUCAACUACACCGUGUCCACCACCAACAAGAAGGUUUACACCGAGGACGAGGACCGCUUUUUGUUGAUCAUGCUGGACAAGUAUGGAGUCGAGGGUGAGGAUCUGUAUGAAAACAUCCGUGAAGAGAUCCGUGACUCGCCUCUGUUCCGUUUCGAUUUCUUCAUGCUCAGUCGCACGCCCGUGGAAAUCGGUCGUCGUUGCACCACUUUGCUGAACACCGUGGCAAAGGAGUUUGAGCCCAAUGGUGAGGGCAAAGGACGCGGUCGUGACCGCGAGGAGGAGGAAGAUGUCGAGGAUGCGCCGCCUGCAAAGAAGAAGGCUAAGAACGGAGCUGCUCCGGCCAAACAGGCUAAGACCGCCAAGGGUGGCAGCAAGAAUGCCUCUGCUGCAAGCUCCCGAGCCCCCAGCGCUGCAGCGACCAAGUCCAAGUCCCGCAAGAGGUAA